This is a messenger RNA of Arabidopsis lyrata subsp. lyrata, 735 nucleotides long. RefSeq names its product UPF0540 protein At1g62060. The coding region runs from base 103 to 546 and encodes 147 amino acids. The record is from RefSeq and is a predicted model, not a curated record. The transcript has a single exon. Lineage: Eukaryota; Viridiplantae; Streptophyta; Magnoliopsida; Brassicales; Brassicaceae.
AUUGUGUGUGUAUAUAUAGAUGGCUAUCAUCUGGGAAGAAGAACACAACACAACUCACCACAAACACACAAUUUAAUUCCAAAAGAAAAGAAAAAACAAAAGAUGAAUGCCACAAAGUGUGUUGUGCUUCUCGUGAUUGGCGUUUGUUGUGCCAUUGUCACCGCAAGGCACGUCGAAGAAGUGUCCAAAGAGACCAAAUUAGGCACCUCUCUUCCAAAAACUACUACCAAAGGCGUUGGAGCUCAGCUUUCUGCUUAUGGCGCUACUUACAGCACCAGUGAUGUCUAUAGCUUUGCUAAUGCUUUUAAAAAUCCCAAAGGUCCAGGGAGCAAUGCAUACAAAAAUGGCUACACAGGUACCAACGGAGUAGUCUAUGCCAAGGGUCACAAGGCAAGAGUUUCUUCUGCAAGUCGUUCUAAAGCUAACGGCAAUGCUGAAGCUGCAGUGACUCACAAAGCUGCUGCUGCACGUGCAAAAGGUUUGGUAAAAUCCGACUCAAGGGUGAAGGGCAGUUCCUCUGGGAAGAAGAAGGGCUACAAAGGAUAAAAGAAGAAUUGAGCGUGAGGCGAUCUCAUGCUUAUUGCUCAAACCUAUUAAUAAUAUCCUACAAACUCACAAUCUCUUUUCUGUUCAUAAAUAAAACUAGAGAUUGUCACCUCUAAAUAUUAUUAUGAAAUGCUACUCUUUUCAUUGACCUCUGUGAACCUUCCAAUUUAGAAAAAAUUCUAAACAAUA